ACACACACACUGCCUCAGCUGCAGCUUCCUGAUACAGAGAGGCCUCCGUUUUAUUUAUUUAUUUUUAAUUCUGGAUGGAAAUGUCCUGCACCAUCAAGCCCCGGACAUCUUUCCUCAUCGAGGACAUCCUGUCCACUGAGGACAGUGCAGCAGUGGACAACAAGUGCUGCUCGGUGAAGACGGACAGAUGUUGGGAAGAGGAAUCUGAAAAGCUGUCAGCUCAGUCUUAUUCUCAGGAGUCCAUGUUUGGAAUGCAGACAGAGUCUCACUCACCUUCUCCGCGCUCCUCGGAGUCCAGUUUCUUCUCCUCUGGGAAGCAGAAGCGCUCCAGAGCGGCAUUCACACAUCUCCAAGUGCUCGAGCUGGAGAAGAAAUUCAAUCACCAGAAAUACCUGUCGGCCUCAGAGAGGGCCCACCUGGCCAGCACCUUGAGACUAACCGAGACCCAGGUGAAGAUCUGGUUUCAGAACAGGCGCUACAAAACCAAACGGAAGCAGCAGUCACUGGAGAGCUGUAAGGACGUGUACAGAGCAGGUGGACUGGGUCUGAGGGAGGAUUUGGUCCGAUCCUCGUUAAUACCCUCCUUCUGUAAAGCCUAUCAAUACAGACCCUAUCUGUGGGACUACAGUGGCGCCUGGGGCCCCGUGAUGUGGUGAAAACGAGUCAGGGUUUAUAACAUUUGCUAAAUACUUCGUGUUAGAACUUUAGAUUGACGUUUGUUGUUAUUUUCUCCUCUGUUAAAUGAAUGCAGUAACUUCAGCAGGCUGUCUUCAUGAAAAGAUGUACACUGGGAUUUGUACAGUGAGAUAAAUGAAGUUGUGCUGCAUUCUUUAAUAAAUUAUUGUUGAUACAA
Austrofundulus limnaeus is the source of this 853-nucleotide messenger RNA. It is a transcript of the gene nkx3-1, whose product is annotated as NK3 homeobox 1. NCBI's taxonomy places the organism in Eukaryota, Metazoa, Chordata, Actinopteri, Cyprinodontiformes, Rivulidae. Gene Ontology annotation, molecular function: DNA-binding transcription factor activity, RNA polymerase II-specific; RNA polymerase II cis-regulatory region sequence-specific DNA binding. The record is from RefSeq and is a predicted model, not a curated record. Gene Ontology annotation, biological process: cell differentiation; regulation of transcription by RNA polymerase II. Gene Ontology annotation, cellular component: nucleus. The transcript is spliced from 2 exons. Bases 75 to 656 code for a protein of 193 amino acids.